This is a messenger RNA of Parus major (Great Tit), 2813 nucleotides long. RefSeq lists its product as uncharacterized. Bases 44 to 973 code for a protein of 309 amino acids. Lineage: Eukaryota; Metazoa; Chordata; Aves; Passeriformes; Paridae. The transcript is spliced from 2 exons. Gene Ontology annotation, molecular function: zinc ion binding; nucleic acid binding. The record is from RefSeq and is a predicted model, not a curated record.
CCCAAAUGAAGCCUUUCUAGAUUUUGUAGACAGGCUCUGGGUGAUGGUGGAAGGUCAGGUGGAGAGUCAGCAACUGCAAGAUCAAAUUAUGGCGGAUGUAGCUUGGGCCAAUGCCAUCAAGACUUGCAGGAGGAUUAUCCAGGCCCUGCUGUUCCAGCCACCACCAACUCUUGAUCUAAUGAUAAAGGCAUGCACCAAGAGAGCUGCCAUCCUGGAGCCACAACAGAGAGGCUUUGAGGAAACACCAACAGCAGCACCCGCCAUAAGACCACCAGGACCACUGCAGUGCUGGAUCUGUGGGGAGGAGGGACACAUAGCUCGGGGUUGCCCAAGAAGGCAACCCCUAGGGAACUUUCAAAUGAACUUACAGGGGGAAAGGGGAAACAGCCUCACAAAAACCAAAGGAGGACUGCGGAACCUGACUGCCUCACAUGAUGAUAAAAAUGAGGCAGAUCAUCACCGAGACCCAGAGGGGCUUUGGAAGGCACAUGCACCAUUCACACUAUGUACCACCAAGCCGAUCAACUUUGAGACCAGGCAUUGGCAGGUAGUGUCACUUGACCCAUGGGAUUUGGACUUGCUUGCCAGACUUGACUGUAAGUACAUCGUUAUCAGGGACACUAAGUACAUGCCCCCUGAGACUGAGGUCGCUCCAGCUAUGAUAACACUAGGGCUGGAAGGAUUCACUCUCAUGGCACACUACAUCCACCCACCCUAUUUCAUCGCAAAGGGCCACAUCAUCGCCCAAGCCAUACCUCUGCCAGACAAACGUCCUGUAGAUGAUGCAGCACCUUGUGUCUACUGGGCAGAGCUAAUGGGCCAAAAAAAGACAAUGAUGGGGUGUGGGCUCUACCAAGGUGAGGAUUACCAUCACCUCAACAGACUGCUGGGCAUGGGGGAAGAUGUGACAAUCAUACCUUCCAGUAAAUGGCUAUCACAUUGGGAAUUGCAACCUGUUGCCAGUAGCAUCUAGGACACUGGGGACAUACAACUGGAAAAACAAUCAAAGAGCAUCAUAAAAAUUAAGGGGCCAGAUGGACAAUUGGCAAAUACAUGGCCAUUUGGUUCAGAUUAUAAGGUUCCCCUGUGGGGGAGAGAUACCAUGUCUCAUUGGGGGGAUUACAAUUUAGAUCAUGAAAACCCCUCGGGAUUUUUUGUAGAGGCCACUGAGGAGUACCUGCCCCGGAAACUAAAUUGGACAACGGAUCAUCCAGUAUGGGUACCUCAGUAGCCACUAAACAAAGAAAAAUCAAGGGAGCAUAAUGAGCUCAUGGAGGAGCAAUUAGCCAAAGGUAACAUUGUGCCUACAGCUAGACCUUGGAAUUCUCUGGUAUCUAUCAUCCAGAAGCUGGUGAAGGACAAGUCGUGGAUCCUCCAUGAUCUCAGAUCAAUAAAGUCUUUGUAGACAUGGAAUUACUCCAGCCAGGGCUGCCUUCCCCUUUGCUGCUCUCUCAAAAUUGGGAUUUCGCAGUUACAGACAUAGAGGAUUGCUUUUUCCAGAUUCCUCUCGACCCUGCUGAUGUGCCACUGUUUGCCUUCUCCGUUGCCUUAAUCAACCAAGAAGCCUUAAGUAUUGACAAGUACUGUCUAAAGACACAAAGAACAGCCCUGAUGUUUACCAAUGGAUGUAGUUUCAUUGCCGUCCCCAGUGCAUCCCAAAGAGGGGGAGGCCAUCAUCCUCCAAUAUAUGGAUGAUGUCUUGGUGUGCACCCUCAAUAAUGAUCUACUUACCAACAUGCUCGACCUAGUUGUCAAUGUUUUGACUUCAGUAAGGUUUUAACACCAGAAGGAAAAGGUUCAAAAGGUGCCCCCUUGGAGGUAUCUGAGGCUAGAAAUAACAAGCAGACCAAUAUUCCGCAAAAUCGGCUAUUAAUGACAACCCAAAGACUUUAGCAGAUCUACACCAGCUGUGUCGGUCUCUUAACUGGGUCAGACCCUGACUAGGUAUAAACACCAAAGACCUAGCCCCCCUUUUUAAUUUAUUGCAAGUGGGAGAGGAGCUGAGUUCUCCUAGGGUUCUGACCCAAGAGGCUAAACUGGCUUUGGAGACCAAAGCACAGGAGGCAAUGUCAUCAAAGCAAGCCCACUGCUGCCUGCUGAACCUCCCCUUCAAUUUUAUCAUUCUAGGGAUUGCCAUACUUCCAUGGCCUAAUCUUCCAAUGGGACAAAGGUCACAGGGAUCCACUCCUAGUCAGAGAGUGGGUGUUCCUCAGGCACCAAUGGCCCAAAAGCAUCACAAAGCCACAAGAGCUGAUGGCUCAAUUCUAAGGAAAGCCAGGACAAGAAUGCCUGAAUUAGUGGGGUGUGACUUCAUCUGCCACUUCCUUUGUCAUCAGGCCAAGCCAUCAUUGAGCAAACCCAUCAAUCGCUCAAGCAAGUCCUGGGGCAGCAGCAGGGCAGUGCCACCACAGAUACACCCCAAAUAAAGCUCUGCAAAGCAUUGUUCACCAGAAAUUUCCUGAAUUGCCUGUUUGAAAACUUAAAUCUGCCUGUUGUCAGGCAUUUCAAGAAUAGUUAGAGCAAAGAGAACGCCCACCAGUGUUGAUAAAGACUCCAAAAACAGAGAUAAGUCGAGGGCCCAUAUGAGUUGGUAACACGGGGACAUGGGUACACUUAUGUAUCCAUGCCCUCUGGGUUGAAGUGAGUCCUCCAGAAGUGGAUCAAGCCUUACAUCCUUAAGCCAUUGUUAUGAUCAGCUGAAUCAAAAAUGUGGCUGUGGCAUCCUUCCACCGGCGCCUAGGAACAGGAGAACCUGAUCCCCCAGUUGAUCCACUUACGUUCCUGUUUCCAAUAAACUACGAGUAAUGUGUUCA